Silurus meridionalis is the source of this 3828-nucleotide messenger RNA. RefSeq names its product RNA binding motif protein 12 (gene rbm12). The record is from RefSeq and is a predicted model, not a curated record. Gene Ontology annotation, biological process: regulation of RNA splicing. The transcript has 3 exons. NCBI's taxonomy places the organism in Eukaryota, Metazoa, Chordata, Actinopteri, Siluriformes, Siluridae. Gene Ontology annotation, molecular function: RNA binding. Bases 164 to 2860 code for a protein of 898 amino acids. Gene Ontology annotation, cellular component: ribonucleoprotein complex; nucleoplasm.
UUUUUAACUGGGCAAUCCCAACCAUCUAAAACAAAUCUGUUAAAGCAGAUAUUUUCGUCAAGAGUUGAUUUUAAAUGAUUGACGACAAGAUUGGCUUGGGUUUCGUCCACAACUAAUAACGAACGACCACUAAUUAUACAGGUGUGCGUAAUAGCACCUCAGCAUGGCUGUGGUCAUCCGUUUGCAGGGCCUCCCCAUUGUGGCGGGCACCAUGGACAUUCGCCAUUUCUUCUCUGGUCUGACAAUCCCGGAUGGUGGUGUGCAUAUUGUAGGGGGUGACCAUGGUGAAGCUUUUAUCGUGUUUGCAACAGAUGAAGAUGCAAGGCUCGGAAUGAUGCGCACAGGGGGAACAAUCAAAGGUUCCAAAGUGUCACUGUUACUUAGCAGCAAAACAGAAAUGCAAAAUAUGAUUGAGUUGAGCCGCAGGCGUUUUGAAACUAGUAAUGCAGAUGGGGCUUCAGGAAAUAGCAAUAGGUCAGGGCCUCCCAAUAUUACAGGAGGAACCGAAAGGGGUAACUUGCCAACCACUGCACAAGGUUUUACUAAUACCACUUCAACUACAGCAACCACAGCUGUUUCUGGUAAUGAGCCAGUAAGCAACAAAACCGCUCCAACAUUUGCUUCUACAACUAUCGGCAACAUGCCUGCAAACUUUAAUAAUUUCAGCAGCCCAAAUCUUAGCAUGGGGUCCACCAUGACUACUGCCAUGUCCUCAUUAAAUACUGUACCUCCUCCAAUACCGCCAUUGCCUACAAUGCCAACCUUACCACCUAUGCCGCCCAUGCCAGUACCACCACCGGUUUCCACAUUACCCCCAGUACCAUCUGUAAGCCCUUUAUCCUCAGUGCCUCCAGUCCCUCCCAUGGCUCACAUGCAGCACCUACACUCUACGCUCCCUCCUUUUAAUCCUGGUGUUCCCCCACCAAUUGGUCCUGUUGGUGGUGGUCUUGCUGCAUCAGGGCCACCUUUGUCUCUUGGAAACCCAAAUCCAAUGUUUCUUAACCCCCUAAACCCUCUAAAUUCACUCAGUCUCCAGGCUCAUUUAAAAUCAGCACGGAUGAACCAAGAUGAACUGUACAUACAGGUUCAAGGCCUUCCUUACAGUACAUCUGAAAUUGAAAUUGGCGAUUUUUUUCACGGUUUAGGGGUUGACUCUAUUCGAAUACUCAGAGAUGGUCUUGGCAGGAGCAGUGGCAGGGCGUUGGUUAAAUUUUUUACCCCCCUAGAUUCAUUUGAAGCUCUUAAACUGAACACUGGUAUGAUAGGCCAAAGAUAUAUAGAAAUAUCUCCUGCUUCAGAGAGGCAAUGGAGAGAUACCCAGGGAUCAUGUGCAGAGCAGCUUAAAAUAGGUAGUGACUCUGACCAGAGUCGGCAUCAUCGUGGAAGUGGUGCUUCUCCUUCUGGUCGAGAACGUGCUAGGUCUCGGUCACCUCAUAAACAAGAGUACUGUGUAUAUUUAAAGGGGCUCCCAUAUGAAGCAGAAAAUAAACAGAUAUUUGAAUUUUUCAAAAACCUGGACAUUGUUGAAGACAGCAUUUAUAUUGCAUAUGGACCGAAUGGCAGGGCUACAGGGGAGGGUUUUGUUGAGUUUAGAAAUGAAAUGGACUACAAAGUUGCUCUUGGAUGCCACAUGCAGUAUAUGGGAAGUCGAUUUAUACAAGUGCAUCCCAUCACAAAGAAAAAUAUGUUUGAAAAGAUUGAUGCAAUUCGCAAAAGAAUGCAGGGCUCUCAGGGGGACCAUAAAGGUAGCUCAUCAGAAGGUGGAAAGGGUGCUCGAAUUUGCGCUCAUAUAACUAAUAUCCCCUAUAAUGUGUCAAAGAAAGAUGUACGCCUAUUUUUGGAUGGAAUUCAAUUGUUUGAAGACAGUCUUAAAGUACUAGUUGAUGGCAAUGGUAAUGGCCUUGGCCAAGCUGUGGUUCAAUUUAAAUCUGAGGAGGAUGCCCAUAAAGCUGAAAGAUUACAUAGGCAAAAGUUAAAUGGUAGAGAUGCUUUUGUUCACUUGGUUACAUAUGAGCAGAUGAAAGAGGUUGAGAGAAAUCCUCCCCCACAGUCAAAACGGGGACAAAAGGCUCAAAACAAUUCCCUUGCCCAUGCCCAUGCCCAAGCCCAUGCCCAAGCCCAAGCCCAUGCCCAGGCCCAAGCCCAAGCCCAAGUGCAAGCCCAAAUCCAAGCUCAAGCACAACAUGCUUUCCCUGGAAUGACUGGGGAGGAGUUUAGCUUUCUCAGAAGUGCUGUGGGGAACCUUGGUAAUAGCCCUCCAUUUGUUAACCCGUUUGCUGCCCCAGGUAAUGGCUUAGCAGGCCCACCACCUCUGCCUCCAUUAGGUACAGCUCUGGGUGAUGUUUCACUUUCUGUUCCUCCACCUAUUGUUGGGGGGCACUUACCAGGUCCUGUCAUGGAGCCCCCUGGUUUCCGUCCCAGCGGCAACAAUGCACCUCCUGGUUUUGUUGGAGCCCCAGAGAGCUUAAGGAGUAUGCCAUCAUUUGAUAAUGGAUCUUCAAGAAAAGGUGCAAGUCAAAACCGUGGUGGAAACCAAAGUCGUUCGGCAGGCUCCCAACCUGCGUUUGGUCCAUCCUCUGAAAAUCCAAGGGCAUCAACCACUGGAGGUGUAGGCAACCCACGGCCCACCAUUGUCAAAAUUCAAAAUAUGCCUUUUACUGUUACAGUUGAUGAAAUAUUAGAUUUUUUCUAUGGCUAUAAGGUGUUGCCUGGCUCUGUGUGCUUGCAGUUUAGUGAGAAAGGACUGCCUACAGGAGAGGCAAUGGUUGCAUUUGAUUCCCAUGAUGAAGCAAUGGCUGCUGUUAUGGACCUGAAUGAUCGGCCUAUUGGUGCAAGAAAAGUUAAAAUCACUAUGGGAUGAAGCAAGUCAAAAGAAAUGGACAUGCACUGAGCUUGUUCUAUUUGCAAAGCUUAGAGUUGUGUAACAUAAUUCUUUCUCCAAUCAGAUGACCUGCGUGAUUAACCAGUAAAGUAGAUGCAAGAGAAAAUUGUGUUGACAAAUUGUUUAACGUGCGGGUUAUGGUUUCUUGUCUUUGUGCUUGAGACUGGUGUCAAAUCAUGUAAGAGCUGAGGUUUUGAAGAAUUUAUGAAGGUGUAAGAACACUUAAGUGCUGCAUUUUGCAAGUAUCAGCUGAUGGCUAUGCUGCAGUUUCUUUAUUUGCAUAUGUCUCUCUAAUUACCUAUUUGUUUGUGUUCCUUUCUCAAAUCAGUUUUUGACUGUGUGAACUGUAGUUUGUGGUUUAUGCUUUCUCAGAGCGGAGUACACCUAAUGCUGCCAUGCAUGGUGUAUGUGUCCUUACAUGCAACUUUUAGCCUUCUGUUCAGUUUGAUUUUUUACAGUAGGCAAUGCAUGAAAGUGUUUUGUCAGUUGAUGUUCCAUAUUGAGUGCAAAGUCUAUAGGAUGAAUUUCACCUGUAAGAAACACAAGAUAAUGAAUGCGAUGACUUUAUUCACUGUAAAUGGAUAAGCAGCAGUAUUUAAUAAAUGCUGCAAUGUAAUGUUUUGUAAAUGAAAGCUUUACACUCUGCCUUUUAACAGCUCUCCACCAUGUGUCUGUAUUUCUCCCACAUUUUUGCUGUGAUAUUUGGUAGCAGUGUUGGUUGUUGUUUUGUGGUUUUUUUUUUUUGGUUUUUUUUUUUUUUUUAAAUGUCAGCUUUACACCGUUAUUUUGGUGUUAAAGUUUAUUUGCUGUUGUACAUACUUUUUCCAGCGUAACUCCUUUGUCAAUAAAAUGACAUUUCCUGAAAUUUUGAAUUUGCAAGGUAUUGUAUUUUUCCACCUGUCCCUGUUUACUCUACAAAUAAACAAUAAAGAUUGUUUUUCCUCUGC